Andrographis paniculata is the source of this 3230-nucleotide messenger RNA. Its product is annotated as diphthine--ammonia ligase. NCBI's taxonomy places the organism in Eukaryota, Viridiplantae, Streptophyta, Magnoliopsida, Lamiales, Acanthaceae. The transcript has 13 exons. Gene Ontology annotation, molecular function: diphthine-ammonia ligase activity. Bases 389 to 2626 code for a protein of 745 amino acids. Gene Ontology annotation, biological process: protein histidyl modification to diphthamide. The record is from RefSeq and is a predicted model, not a curated record.
CCUUUAUUUUAUACAUAAACACAAAAAACAGGAACACUCCGCAUUAUUCUGCCGUCUGAAAUUCUCCAGAGUCAACAAUCGAAUCCAAUCUAUUUACCUACGCGCCGGACACUUGCCUAAACGGCGGUGACGGCGACGGCGACGUCGGCACCAUCGACCAUCCACUUUCCGGAAGCAGCAUCCUUUUCUAUACUCACGACAGCCGUCAAUUUCUAAGAAGUCUCUUUGAGCUUGAGCUUAAUAUUUGGCCGGAACUGGAAUUGUGUGAAUACACUAUUGCACUUAGAGGAUCAGUGACAAGAUUCUUUGUGGAUGAUUAUACCGUAGUCAACUUUUGGUUUUCGAAUUUUAGUCAAGUAGAUUUCAAGGCUCAGUCGUGGUGCCGACGAUGAAAGUGGUGGCGCUAGUCAGUGGCGGUAAGGACAGUUGCUAUGCAAUGAUGAAGUGCCAGCAAUAUGGACACGAGAUUGUGGCACUGGCAAAUUUGAUGCCUGUUGAUGACGCACAGGAUGAGAUUGACAGUUACAUGUAUCAAACAGUUGGGCAUCAGAUAGUUGUCAGCUAUGCACAAUGUAUGGGAAUUCCAUUAUUUCGAAGACGAAUUCAUGGGUCCACCAGGCAUCAUGCUCUUAGCUACAGUACAACUCCUGGUGAUGAGGUUGAAGAUAUGUUCAUCCUUUUAGAGGAAGUAAAACGGCAGAUACCCUCUAUUUCUGCAGUCUCCUCAGGUGCAAUUGCAUCUGACUAUCAGAGGUUACGUGUGGAAAGUGUUUGUUCUAGGUUAGGGCUUGUUUCUUUGGCUUAUUUGUGGAAGCAAGAUCAGUCGCAGUUGCUUCAAGAAAUGAUACAAAGUGAAAUCAUUGCCGUCACUGUGAAGGUUGCAGCUAUAGGGUUGGACCCUUCAAACCACUUGGGAAAGGAAAUUAGACAUUUAGAGUCUCAUCUUCAGAAGCUUAAAGGUUUAUAUGGCAUUAAUGUAUGUGGAGAAGGAGGAGAAUAUGAAACUUUAACUUUGGACUGCCCCCUCUUCAAAAAAUUUCGUAUUGUACUAGAUAAAUAUCUAGUUGAAUUACAUUCACCAGAUCAAAUAGCUCCUGUUGGGGUUCUUCAUCCUGUGGAAUAUCAUUUGGAAGGAAAGUUGGACUCACUGUCUGCCAAUGUUGAUGGAAAAAGCAAUGUGGUCCCCACAGGGGUAUCCAAUUUGGUACAUGAAGUAGUGGGAAAUUACCAAGACAUGUUGAAAACUUCAUCACUAAACAAUGAUAUGGUAUCAGAUUUAGCACAGGAUAUGAGAAAAGAACUUCACAUCUCAAAAUCCGCGAAGGAUAACAGUAUUUCAAUUGCUUGCUGGUUGCAGGAUUCUUCUAAAGCCUCAGUUGAUGUACGAGAUGAUCUUAAGGUGGCUCUAACAAGACUUGAACUGCUGCUUGUUGAAUAUAAUUGCUCUUGGGAGGAUGUUCUUUAUAUCCAUCUAUACAUAGACAACAUGAAGGAUUUUGUGCCAGCGAAUGAAGAAUAUGUGAAAUUUAUUACUCAAGAUAAGUGUCGAUUUGGUGUGCCAUCACGCUCUACCAUAGAACUUCCUCUAUCAAAAGUUGGUAUGGGAAGAGCGUACAUCGAAGUCUUGGUGUCAAAGGAUAAAAGUAAAAAUGUUUUGCAUGUGCAAAGUAUUUCCGAGUGGGCUCCUAGUUGUAUUGGUCCAUACAGCCAGGCAACUCUGCAUAAAGAUAUUUUGUAUAUGGCUGGUCAGUUGGGACUCAACCCACCAACAAUGUUGCUCUGCGAUCAGGGUCCCGCACUUGAGUUACAACAAGCCCUACUCAACAGCGAAGCUGUUGCUAAAUGUUUCAACUGUUCAGUGGCAACAUCUUCUAUUUCCUUAAUUGUUUAUUGUUCAGCGUCUUUGAACACAUCAGACAGAAGUUCUAUUGAGAAUCAGAAGGAUUCUGUUCUUGCGAAAAUGAAAUUGGGAUUAAAUAGUGGAAGCAAAUCCAACAAGUAUAUAGUUAACAAUCCUGUUGUUCUGUACAUUCUCGUUCCUGACCUGCCUAAAAGGGCUUCGGUAGAAGUAAAGCCUUUGCUUUACACUGGGGAAAAUAUUGAGGCUCCCACUCGUGUGAGCUCACAAGAUAUAUGUGUGAGGCAAGAUUAUUGGGGAUUUCAGCAUAGAACCUGGCAUGAGAAUUGCCUUCAGAAAUGUGUUAUUAGCGGUACUCUAUUUACAGCCGUUGUGUCUGUGUCGGAGGAAGUUGCAGCAAAAAUCAACCAUGAAAGCAAUAACUCUGCUUGUGAUGAUGAUUCAGAAUGUACAAUGAGUUAUGAAAAACAAAUCCUAAGGCUGGCACAAUUCUGCAUCUAUCUUCUUGAUGGGGUCAUUCUGGAAAGUGGUUUUUCUUGGGCUGACAUCAUGAAUUUGAGGAUCUAUUUCGCAGCAAAUCUUUUUACCAGCCACAGAACAUUGUCGGCAAUCUUCACCAAUGCAUUUAAUGAAUUUGGUGAGAUGAACAAGGGAGUAGACGUACUAAAAGUGCCAUUUUUCAAUCUUGUUCCGGUGUUGGGCGCUGGUAGGUCCACAACAUCCAUGGAUGAUAUACUUACCUGUGAGAUGUUUGCCACCACGUGUUAGCCUAACCGACUAGCAAUCCGUAACAGCCCCCCCAGAAACAUUAUGGCUUCCUUCGCACCAGCUGGACGACAUUUUACCAGGAUUGUUUUAUUUCAGUUAUAAUUUAUUUUUGAUUGAACCUAUACACUUCAUACGUGAUUAACGAUAACAUGGCAGGACGCUAGCCCAAGCAUACAGAAUACGUAGCUGCACGAGCAACAAGACGUACACGGUAUUUUUUUUCUGUAAGUUUCAAUGACGAGCUAUGCGUUAUUAUUUUCUGUGUAAAUUACAUGUUUAAAUCGUAAUCGUGAGCCCUCUUUCUUUCACAAGUAUCUUCUUGAAAUAUCUCUGUUGUUGUGGCCAUUUGGUUGCGGUGAUUCGAUUUAUUUACUUUUUAUGUGGAAACAUUAAGUAUGUUGUUUGCACGUAUAUGCUGGCUGAAUAGAGUCUAAAUUACUGUGUUGAUGAAUAGGGCCAAAAUUUACUUAAACCAACAAUACUCUUUGUGCACACGUACUUUUUACCAUCGCAUGUUUGCUCAUUUAUGUUAAAAUAGACUUGUGUGAUAAACUUCAUAACAUAGUUUGAAUUUUCUUUUGAUUUUAAAUUGAUUUCCAACUUU